AUGUCAGCUACUACUCACCUCCUGGCCCCAGAGUUGGCAGGAUACCUACGUCCGAAGAGGGUCCACGCCGCCAUAGGGAAUGUUCACAACGAGGACGCACUCCUGUCUGGCGUUCGAGACUUUCAGGCUCCAGCUAGCCAAGUCUGCACGCUGACAAGUGGCACAGAUGACCGGGCGAGCGUGGUUCUAGACUACGACGUUGUCGUCUGUGGCGUCCCAGUCUUCUUUGUCCAUUCUGUGUCCCCCGCAGCAGGCGAGACCGAAGUGGUUCUAGAGGCCACUUACUCGGAGGCCCUGGCGUAUAUUGACCGUGAGGAUGGAGACGGUCCGUUUCCAUUCACUGCGGGGGCAGACACCCUCCGAGCAAACAGAUAUCGCAUUGACCGGCCUGGUAUGAUCGAGCACUUUCAGCUACAAGGGGGCCAGCGAUGGCAGAGACUCGAGCUGGUGACACCCGGCUCGAUUCGACUGACCUUGGUCGGAUUCAAGCCAACAACCUACAACCAAGAACCGGCCGAUAUGACUGGGUACUUUGAGUGUUCCGACUCCCAGCUCAACCAGAUCUGGGCUACUGGAGCUCGAACAGUUCAGAUUAAUUCCAUCCCUGCAAAGUCCACCGUUGCAAACUGGCAGGUCCUCAGCUCCGGAACGCUCAUCUCAUCCCAGAGAGCCUCGCACUACACCUGGGGCGGCAACUGGACAGACUAUGCAGUCCAGGUCGAGACGAAUAUCAUCGACGGCGGAUUCGCCCUGGCAAUUCGGUCACGCGGAGGGUUCGGACCUCUGUUCCAAUUCUACCUGGACGGAGCAAACCUCAAGAUCGAUUUUCUUUACGGAUUCUACAACCAAGCUCAGAUUACGCUGUGGCAGACCUUCUGUGGCUCCUGUGAGCAUAACGUGAAGGCCCUUGGCCUCGCCGAAGGCAUCUGGAAGAGAUGGGAAAUCACGGCGUACGGAGACGAGGAAUACGUCAUUCUCCUCGAAGGUGAGGUUCUGACCUCCUUUAAGCAGCUGCAGGGCGAGAGGAGGGACGCCAACGGCCGUGUCAAAUCCAUCGCGCCUCACGAGGGUAGCUUCGGCUUCGGCACUGGGAAGGGCCAGACAGCCAUGUUUCGGAAUUGUCGAGCCGUGUCCCGCAACGGAGAUCUUCUCUACUCCAGCACCAUGAGGGACCCUCACGUCCUCUCCGACUUCGCCGUCGGGACAAACCAUCUGCCCUGCAUGUUGGACGGCGGGAAGCGAGACAGAGCCGUGUGGCUUGGCGACACCGUCGUCCCAGCGCUCGCAUUGUACUACUCAACAGGGAUGUUCGACUUCGUGCUAGGGUCUAUCGAGGCGUGUCUAUCGCGGCAGAGGGAGGACGGUACUAUCCCGGCCUUUGCUCUGGUCGGCAUAUCAGGGUUGGACGCCAGCCCUGAGCACGAGGUCACGCCGCCCUACCACAUACUUGCGGGUACCUUUACCAUGUACGUGGUUCGCCUCUGCUCCGAUUAUCUACUGUAUACUGGCAACGUCGGGUACAUCCGCUCCAUUUACCCCAGGCUGCAGAAACUUAUUUCGGUUAUCGCAGACAAGGUCGACGAGAGGGGCCUUGUGACUCUCGAGGGCUUGUGGGCCAUGGAUAGCGACUAUUACAACAAGAGCCGGAGCGGCAGUACCACCAAGAACAAUGCCGUCUACGUCAUUGCCCUCCAGCGCAUGACCUUGGUUGCCGAGGCUCUCGAUGACCUCGCGUCCGCAGAGGACUACCGCAAACGGGCUGAGAGGGUCAGGGCUGCAGUCAACGAGAGGCUCUUUAACAAAACGACUGAGCUGUACGACGCCUCCGAAAACAACCGCGACAUUGUUUCCGAAGACGCCAACGCUUUCGCUCUCCUAGCCGACUUCCCCAGCAGUAUCGGCCAACGCAAGACAAUCCUCAGGCGUCUCCAUGCGCUCAAGUCUCCUGGAGGAUACCUGUCCUUUGACAAAGAGUCGGGCUACAUGGAGACGCCCGUGGUAUCACCUAUCAUGAAUGGGUGGCACGCUGAGGCGGCCCUGCAAGUCGGAGACUUAGACAACUUUAACGACGCCAUCGACAUUUGGCGGUCAUGCUGGGGCCCCAUGGUUGACCAGAAUACGCCAUAUUAUUCCGGUCUACUCACUUGGGGUCUAUGCUUUAGGUCUGUUCCCAACGAGGCCUGGAUGGUCGAGAUUUGA
Molecule: messenger RNA, 2199 nt
Organism: Fusarium keratoplasticum
Lineage: Eukaryota; Fungi; Ascomycota; Sordariomycetes; Hypocreales; Nectriaceae
Product: Alpha-l-rhamnosidase
Exons: 4
Coding region: 1-2199 (732 amino acids)
Biological process (GO): carbohydrate metabolic process
Source: RefSeq, a predicted model, not a curated record